CGGCGAUUGGAGCAAGCAGUCGCCCGUCAGCGCUGUCCGGGCGAUGGGGAAGGACGCCUCCCGCGGGCGGCGGGGCCGGAAGAGGGUCUAGCGCGGGGCCGCGGGUCACGCUGGCCUUCUCGGCGGGAGGAGGAGGAUGGGGAACAGCAGGAGCCGGCCGGGGCCGCCCGUGGGCCCGCAGCUGCCCCCCGAGCAGCAGGCCGAGGUCAGCAGGCUGUUCGACCUCCUCGCGGCCCCACGGAGCUCGGAUGCCGCCGGCCGGACCUUCUCCCUGAAGGCCCUUGAGGGCCACGUUGGGGAGGCGCUGCCCCCCGAGAUGGUCAGGCGGCUGUACGACGGCAUGCGGAGGGCCGAGCCGGGCCCCCCCGACGGCGUCUCCCGGGAGCAGCUCCUGGCCUUCCUGGCCCGCCUGCUGAGGGGCAGCGCCGAGGAGCGGGCCUGCGUCCUGCUGGGGAUGCUCUCCGACAGCCCCGGCCCCGUCAGCGCCGCCGAGGCCCAGAAGUUUGCAGAGGAGCUGGUGGGCGCCGUGGCCCGGGUGCUCGGGCACCAGCAGGAGCUGCGGGGCUGGACACAGGCGGAGGGCCCAGACUCCACGCCCAGGGCCCCGGCGCUGGCGCGGCAGCUGCUGUCGGAGCUGGAACUCCAAGACGGCCGCUGUGACCGGGCAGCGCUGGAGGCCUGGCUGUGCCGCGCGCCGCUCGUGGGCACCUUCCUGAGCCUGCUGGCCCACGGGGGCCUCCUGGGGCGGCGCUGGGCGCCCGGGCCGGGCCCGCUGCUGCCGGAACGGCAGGUGGAGCCGGGCCCGGGCUUCUGCAGCCUGCUGGACGCGCUGUCCGUCGCGUACCUCAGCGCCCACCUGCCCCCCGAGUGGCGGCACCGCUGGCGCCUGCUCUUCGCCUCCGAGCGCCACGGGCGCAGCUUCGCGCAGCUGUGCGGGCGCGUCGCCCACCGCGGGCCCUGCCUGCUGCUGCUGCGCGACCUGCAGGGGCACGUCUUCGGGGGCUUCGCCUCCCGCUCCUGGGAGGUCAAGCCGCAGUUCCAAGGGGACAGCAGCUGCUUCCUGUUCUCCCUCUUGCCCACCAUGGCCGUGUACCCCUGCACCGGCUACAACGACCACUACAUGUACCUGAACCACGGGCAGCAGACCAUCCCCAACGGGCUGGGCAUGGGGGGCCAGCACCACUACUUCGGGCUGUGGAUCGACGUGGACUUCGGGAAGGGCCACAGCAAGGCCAAGCCCACCUGCACCACCUACAGCAGCCCGCAGCUGUCGGCCCAGGAGGACUUCCGGUUCGAGCAGAUGGAGGUGUGGGCGGUGGGCGACAGCCCCAGCACGCAGGCGCCGAGCAGGGGCGGCCAGAGCAUCCUGGACAAGGACCCCGAGGCCCAGGCCCUGCUGGAGGUCAGCGGCCGGAGCUUCCACAGCCGGGGGGUGCGGGAGGCCCCCGAAGACGCGUGAGGGGAGCCCUGGGCCGGAGUGCGGCCUGCAGCCCCCACGCCCCCCCCUCACCUCGGACAGCCCUGGGGGGCUGCUCGCCCUGUGGACCCAGAAACUCGAGUCUCAAACCAG
Messenger RNA from Sorex araneus (European shrew), 1570 nucleotides. It is a transcript of the gene MEAK7, whose product is annotated as MTOR associated protein, eak-7 homolog. The record is from RefSeq and is a predicted model, not a curated record. Gene Ontology annotation, biological process: TOR signaling. Lineage: Eukaryota; Metazoa; Chordata; Mammalia; Eulipotyphla; Soricidae. The transcript has 8 exons. Bases 137 to 1459 code for a protein of 440 amino acids.